AUGCGCGUCUUAUGGCUUCCAAGCGUGCUGGUUGUGAUCGCCGUUGCCGAACUUCCUGACGACUUGGACUCGUUUAUGGAGAAACUCUUCGACACUGAAAAAUGUGGGUGAGCGAGAGGUUGCCCGGAAUCUGAGGACGAUACGAUUCUAUAGGUGAGGAGUUUAUUUCAUCCGGCGAGUUCAACAUCAUUGCCACUUCAAAAUGUGACCCUUUCACUUGCGAUUUUCCCCGGCAAGUCUGCGCAAGACCGUCGGCCAAGUUCCAAGACUCUUCCUCCAACGUCUGUCGGACUAUUCCACACGAGGUACCGCUUGCUCUGUCAUUCAUCUCAUAAUUUUGCCGGAGAACGAAAGAAAAUCCUGUACUUGUAUAAAUGAUCCAACUAGCCACUAAGAAGUCUUCAGUUAGUCAAAAAAACUCUUGGGAUAUCUACAGAAAAAUUUCAAUUUUUUUCAACUCGUUCACUUAGACACCUGGAUAGCGUUUUUCACAAUGUUAAAAACCAUAUGUGAAUGUCGAAAAAUCUUAAAAAUCCAUCCACGUAUUCUUUUCAAUCCAUUUGCAGUGUUUGACGGAAGCAAAUGGAGGCGUCCUCCCAGUUGGUCCGCCACUGCUUCUCACUACGACAGUAUCGCCAGCGGUUCCCAAGCUCGGAGGUGGCUUCUCGAACCUUGGAUCUGGCGACAAAGGCCCGAAAAGUUGGUCUUCUACGGUUUCAUUGUUUUGGUUGUAAGCCACAGACGCUGCGGCGGCUGCGAUUUCCAGUUUUGUCUCAACGAAUCGAUCUCUGUUUUUGCAUGAAGCCGUUGCAAAGAAAGACACAAAGACGAUGACUCAUUUACAGUGGUGACAAUAGCGCCGCCGCCAAGUCCUCUGUCGAUUUGCCAAAUGGAUGCACCGACAGGACGUUUCUGCGGCUUCCGCCCGAUGUUCACUUACAAUAAAGUAAAAUUCAGAGUUUUUUCCGAUGAAUUUGGGGUGACAGGAGACGUUGCAAUGCGACGAAUUUUGGUUUCCCGGCUGUCGGACAGUCGAAACCAACGCCAACCUUUUCGACAACUACCAUGACUGCCUCAAAGUUGUCGAGAUGUGCCGCCGUGAGUGAAAUUACUUUGAAGGCUCUACAGUUUGUUAUUGUGCUCAAAUCAUAACAUCAGCAAAGUCCGCAAAAACUUAUGCGUAAGUCUUAGAGUUGAAAACGGCUAAAUAAUCUAUUGAUAAAAUUUUUCUUUUCUUUGAUGAAGGUUUAUAUUCGCUAUUGAUCGUGCGACAUAAAAUAUUCCAUGAUACAAAACAAACUUUCAAAAAGGUAGGAAAAGAGAAUCCUUUAAUAAAAUUGAGAAAUCAACCAAAAAAAAUCUUUCCUACUUUGUCUGCUACACUUUCUAGCUAUUCAUUGCAGCAACUCCGACGCCUCCACCUCCUCAACGUCCGUUGCUGCCACCGAUGAGCGGCGGCUGGAACUCCGGAGGACGUAUCGAAAGACCUCCAGCGCCGCCCCCGACUCCCCCGCCACCGGUUAACUCAGGACAAUCGCUGAUAGUCGAUGCUUUGAGCGGGCUCACUGGCGGUAGCAGUGGCGGAGGCGGCAAUCCAAUCGGCCUUGGAGCUCUCGGAAUGUUCACUGGCAGUGGCCUAGGUCCAACCGGUCAAGGUCCAUUUGGGAACUUUGUCCCUCAAGGCACCUCACAGCCAGCACCUUUGCCACAGACAACCGGAGGAGGUGCAGGUGGCGACGAGGAUUUGGGCCUUUUUGGACUCAUCCAACAAGGUCUCAUGGGAGCACAGGCUAUGAAACCUGGUCAAGGUAACAAGCAACAAGCUGCUCAGGCCGCCGGCAAGAUCCUCGAGCAAUUCACCGGUUUCGAUCUUAAUAACUUUGGAGGAAAUUUCGGCAACAUCUUCAAUGGAUAG
Caenorhabditis auriculariae is the source of this 1915-nucleotide messenger RNA. The record is from the annotation of a GenBank genome assembly. NCBI's taxonomy places the organism in Eukaryota, Metazoa, Nematoda, Chromadorea, Rhabditida, Rhabditidae.